UUUCAGUGGGCCGGCCAGCGGCGGCGGUGGCGGGGCGCGCGCGGCGUCUAGCCGCCUGCGCUCGGUCACCGCUCGAGCGGCGCCCCAUGGUGCGUCGGACGUGACCGGUCACGUGCUCGAGUGACCCCGCGCCUGGCGCCGCGACCGGCGGCGAGCGGUCGCCCGCGGCCGGCCCGGGCUGGCAAGCUGAGGAGACAGAUCACGGUGUUUGGGCUGACUGAGGUCAAGGCGAGACCGCCUACCGUACAAGAUGGGGGUGACCGAGGGCCAGAUCAACAACAUCAUGGGAGGGAUGGAGCAGACGGCUGGCGUCCGUCUGCACAACCACCGCCACAAGCUCAAACAAAGGUUUGACAUCGUGAAAAAGCUGGGGCAAGGCACCUACGGCAAAGUGCAGCUUGCUAUCAACAAGGAGACGGGCCAAGAGGUGGCCAUCAAGACGAUCAAGAAGGCGAAAAUCGAGACGGAGCAGGACCUGGUGCGGAUCCGGCGGGAGAUCCAGAUCAUGUCAUCGGUGACCCAUCCACACAUCAUCCACAUAUUCGAAGUGUUUGAGAACCGCGAGAAGAUGGUGCUGGUGAUGGAGUACGCGGCGGGUGGCGAGCUGUACGACUACCUGAGCGAGCGCAAGGUGCUCAGCGAGCCCGAGGCCCGCAGAGUGUUCCGCCAGGUGGCCACGGCCUGCUACUACUGCCACAAGCACAAGAUCUGCCACAGGGACCUGAAGCUGGAGAACAUCCUGCUAGACGAGUACGGCAACGCCAAGAUCGCCGACUUCGGGCUCAGCAACGUGUUCGACGAGAAGAGCCAGCUGGCGACGUUCUGCGGCUCGCCGCUCUACGCGUCGCCGGAGAUCGUGCGCGGCACCCCGUACAUCGGGCCAGAGGUCGACUGCUGGUCACUCGGCGUGCUGCUCUACACGCUCGUCUACGGCGCCAUGCCCUUCGACGGCUCCAACUUCAAGAAGCUCGUCAAGCAGAUCACCACCGGCGACUACUACGAGCCGAAAAAGCCCUCGCCGGCCUCUGAGCUGAUCAGCGGCCUGCUGACGGUGGGCGCCGACCGACGCUCCACGAUCGCCGACAUCUGCAGCCAUUGGUGGGUCAACAAGGGCAGCGACGCCUGCUGCCUGCGUGUGGCCGAGGAGCUGGCCAGCCAGACGCCCGUCCGGCUGGACCUGCUGCUGUCGCUGGCGCCGCAGAGCAGCGACAAGGAGCACAUGCUCACGCCCGGCGACGUCGAGAUGGUCGAGUCGCCGCGGCCGGACCGUAAGAAGCGAGACCGGCCGGACGCGGACGGGUUCGCGGCGUCCCGCUCCCGCUCGCUGGGCAGCCUGAUGGAGGUGGAGCCGGCGACGGCGGUCCCCGUCCCCAGCCCCGGCUCGCCGGGAGGCCGCGCUCGCGCCGCCGUCGCCGGCGCCGACGCCGCGCCCAAGCGUGCUCUGGAGGAGGACGACGAGUCGGAGCGCAGCAGGCGGACGGAGAAGCCGGAGAAGGAGCGGACCCGCAAGAAGGACGGCGAGAGGACGCUGAAGCGGAAGAAGAAGCGUGCCGAGGCGGCGAGCGCCGAGAUGCCGGGGUCCGGGGUGGCGGCGGCCAUCGCCCCGUCCGCGGACAGCACCUCGCGCGAGGAAAGAGUGACGGAGCCUGUCCACAUGGGGGCGGGGGCAGUGAGCAGGGUGGCCGAGCCCGUGGACACAGUGGCAGAGCCCGUGGAUAAAGUGACGGGGCCAGGGGACAGAGUGACUGUGACAGAGGACAGAGUGGCGGAGUCGGCCGCGUCUCGGUCGUGGUCGAAGUCGCGCAGUGAGGCGAGAACUUCGGAGCCGGCAGCCAGCUCCGCUGCCGGACUGAGCGCGCUCCCCGCCUCCCCGGUCAGGUCGGCACCGCCGUCACCGGGCGCGCGGGAGAGCUCGGCGCCCGAUCAGCCGCGGUCACCGGCCGCGGCGGCGCCUCGGUCACCGACGCAGCUGCAGCCGAUGUCACCGACGCAGCUGCGGCCGACGUCACCGACGCAGCUGCGGCCGACGUCACCGACGCAACUGCGGCCGACGUCACCGACGCAACUGCGGCCGACGUCACCAACGCAACUGCGGCCGACGCCACCAACGCAACUGCAGCCGACGUCACCGACGACAGGACGCCCCAGGUCGCCCGCGGCCGCCACUCCGAAGUCACUGACUCCAACGGCGGCGCGGUCGCCGGUGCUGACGCCGACCAGGUCAAGGUCGCCGACGUUAACGCCGACCCGACCCCGGUCACCGGCGCCGUCACCAGUGCCAGAGGCUCCCAGCCCAGCCCGGCUGGUGGAGGCGGUGGGGCAGAUCUCGCCCGGCCCGCCGCCGCCGGGUGCGGCGCAGGCCGGAUCCCCGGCAGCCCCGGAGGCGACGCCGGCGGACGCCAGGCCAGCCGCGCCGCCGGAGCCCAGCCGUAGCGGCGCCGCCUCGGCGGGAGGCGGCGCCCCUGCGACGACGAGUCCGUCCGACCGGCCGCCGCCGGAGCUCCUCGUGAAGAAGCCGUCAGACGCUGCCGUGGCUGAGCAGCCGGCGGCGGUCGGUGGCUGCGCACAGUCCGCUGAGCCGGCCGAGGCGGCCGGCCGGCCCGGCGACGCCCAGCUGCUGGCGGCGCCGACCGACCAGCCGCAGCCGCGACGUAUGUCGGCUGAGAGCGCCAGCAGCAAGGCGUCCAACGGCAGCGACGGUCUCACCCGGCGCAACUCAAAGAUCUACAAGGCGGCCGCCAUGUGGGAUAACAUGAUCGCGCCCCCGGAGCCGGCCGUGAAGACGCUGGAGAGGCCCAAGAAGGUCAUCAGAGACUCGUUGAAGCUGGAGCCCAAACCCAAGCCGGAGCCCAAGCCGGAGGAGAAGAAGCCCGUCAUUAGCCUGUUUACUGGCAUUAAGGUAUUGGAUGCUAAAAGGGCGUUCGAGUCGAAGCCGAAGGAAGCGUUAAAGGCGGUCCCUUUGCGGAAGGGAACUCAAGCCAAAAGUGUGAUACUCCAGGAUGCAGGUGGGCCUAUUCCAAUGAAGGACAUCACGGGUCGUGUGUAUGCUUCUAAAAGCUCUGGUACUGUGCUGAAGCAGGAUGUUAAAGUGAAGACGAAGAAGUCAAAGACAAAGGAAAAUGGGACUGAGGAACUUGGCAGACCCGAAACCAAGAUCAAUGGUGAUCAGUCCCCUAAGAAGGAAAAAUCCCCCGCGAAGAGUAGUGAAAAGGCAUCGGUGAAGUUUGCCGGCACCAAAACGCCAGAUAGUGUUGCAAAUUCCCCAAAUGUGGUGAACGUUGAAAAAUCUCCAGAUGCAACUGGCGCUGUAAAAUCACCGGACCCUCCAAAAAUGGAGGCUGGGGAUCAGUCCACGCUGUCCUUGGCACCGGAGAAAAAGGUAUUGAAAAGGAAGAUCAAGAAGGAACGUCCGUCUCCAACUGAGUCUUCUGCCAGCGCAGAAAAUAAAACCGCCUCCGAACGUAAGGGGGCGUCGGGCGAAGAGGUCGCAGCUCAAAUAGGUGAGAUGGUCAGUGCUAUUCGUGAGGUGGGCGAGGCCAUUUCACAAAAAGAAAGUGAAAUCAAGAAAAACGAAGAAGAUAUCGCUAAAAAGGUAACAGAACCCCUGGCAGACAAGGAAAUACUGGGAGGACCCAAGAAACCGAAAACGGCGCUCGGCACUGAACAAGAUGGGUCAAAAGAUCUUUUUUCGCGACCAAAGAAACCGGUGUCGGCCAUUGAUCAAAGAAAAAUGCCUGGUCAAGAGCCUGCAGCGGCUCAGAAGCUGCCGAACGUGGCAGCCGUUGAGACCACGUCCGAGCAGAAACAGCCCAAGCUGCCAGCUCACGAAUCCCCUGCUCGAAAGCAGCCCCAGGCCACGGAACCCGCGCCCGAACAGAAGCAACCCAAAACACCGAGUACUCAGGGCCAUGUGGAGCAGAAGCGGCCGCAGCCGUGCGUCCCCGGGGCUGCUCCAGAGGACAGCCGAGCUCCCAGGGAGAAGCCGGCGAAGCCGCGGCCGACGCUGGUGAUUCCCGAGAGGCGGCCCUCGGCCGCGGAGCCGCCGGUGGCCGCCGCCCAGACGGCGCCGGCCGACUGGGCCGGGCCGGCCGCACGGUCUCAGGCCGCCACGCUCGCGCCCAGGGAGAUGGAGUCGCAGGACACGCUCAAGAAGAUCUUCCGCCACGCCGAGGAGAAGGACACCGCUCUCGGAACUGAGAACAGCUUCCUUAAGGACGUGGUGUCGCGGCGCCGAAAGUCCGACGCCGAAGAGCGGCCCAAGUACGCCACGCUGCCGGCCAAGAAGAAGACGGAGCUGCGUGUGCUGCUGGGCCAGGAUGAGGCGCACGGCCGCCGGCCCGAGUACCGCUCCGAGGUGGAGGCGGCCGUCAACACGCCGAGCACCACACGGCGCACCGAGGUCACCUUCCCGGUGGCGGCGCCCGACCGCGCGCACAGCCUGCCGCCGCAGCGCGCCGGCAGCCGCGAACACGUGAUCCGCAUCAGCAUGGACGGCGGCGAGCCGGCGGCCGAGGCGGCGCCAUCAUUGCCGGCACAGCGGCCCGAGCCGGCGCGGCGGCCGGCCAAGUCGGUCCGCCACGCGGCCUCGCUGCAGUCGCUGCCCGAGCGGCAGCGGCUGGCCGGCGACGACGGCAUGCGCCAGGCGGUGCUGCGCUCGCUGCCGCGCGCCAGACCGCAGCUCUCCGUGCCGGCCGGCAGCGUCACCUCGCCGCCGCCCGAGCCCAUCCGCAAGUCCCCGCGCGAGUUCAUCAUCCCGAUCGCGCUGGAGGGCGGCGGCACGGUGACGCCGCCGGUGCGCGCCGCCUCGGAGGAGGCCGAGGCCGCCCAGGGGCCCGGCCUGUUCCGCUCGCAGCGGCUCUCCGGACACCGCAGGAUGGGGAUGUCGCGUCCUCGGACCGGCUUCUCGGUGGAGCGCUCGGACAGCUUCAGCUCGGCGGGCGAGGACGAGGAGGACGAGGACCAGUUUGAGAUCCUGACGGCCGAGUCACUCUUCACCACCCUGCUCGACCGCGUGCGCAACCUCACGCGCCGCGUCAGCACCGAGGACUCGCCGCUCAAGCGGACCAUGCAGCUGGCCAACCAGGCGCCAGGUUCCGGCGAGCGGCCGCCCCAAGAGCAGCAGCCCAGCAUCUGGGGCGUGCACGCACCCAUGCGCUCCCUAUUCGACCAGCCGCUAGGCUUCCCCCGCACCUCGCUGUUCGAGCAGCCGCCGGCAGUCGUCGAUUACCGGAGACGAGGCCAGUGCUUCGAGGCCGACGACGACCCGGCCAACUACACGAGGAGCCUGCCGCGGAGGUACACAGCCCGCGCGCCCUCCAAGGACCUGCCCAGCAUCAGCGACGAGGAGCCGACCGAGCCCAGCCGGCCAGCGCCGCAACCUCUGCACGACGCGUACCGGCCGCCGGGGGAAGCUGAAGGGCGGGACGGCGGGCGAUCAGCGACCAGCCAGGAGCCGGCGGCCGGACCAGCGGGCCGCCGCUCCCUGAUCGACACUCCCCCCGGCGGGCGGCGCGGAGAGCAGGAGGGUGAGGCCGGGCGGCCGCGGCCGGCGCCCGACGAGCGGCGCCGCGCCAUCGGCCGCACGCUCAGCUUGCGGAUACCCGAGCCGCUCCGAGACGGCGGCGGCGGCGGCGGCGGGAGCGCGGCGCGUGCGCGCAGUCAGAGUCGCGACGGCGGCACGCCGCCAGACGAGGCCCGGCUGCCAGCGGGUCGCACCCGCCGCUCUUCCUCGACACUUGUGUCCGACACCGAGCGGCGCUCCCUCUCGCCGCUCGCCGCGCCGGACGCGGCCGGCGGCGACGAGGGCGACCGCACGCCCGUGUCCAGCCCCCAGGCGCGCAGGCGCCAGCCGGAGAGGGCGGCGCGCCGGGCGGCGGCGACCGACCGCGCGCGGGACGAACACCGCACCAGCCCGCGGCACCACCGCCGCUCCGACCCGCCGGACGAGCACCGCAGCGCCCGAGACGACCAUCACCACGGCUUGCGAGGCGGCGACCGCCACUCCAGCCGCCGCCUCAGCGCCGAGCCGGCAGGCCCGGGCGACGACUACCGCUCCAGCGCCCGGUGCCUGAGUCCCCGCGGCGACCACCGCUCCGAAUUCCGCUCCGGGCCGCUGGACGACUACCGCGGCAGCCCGGGGCCGCUCAGCCCGCGAUACAGCUACCCGGACAGCUAUCGCUUCAGCUCGCCGUUCAUUCGCAGCUCAGAGCGCAGCGUGCAGAGCGCGCUCAAGGACAUCCGACAGAAGCGCGAGGCGGGUGGCGGCGCCCUGUCCCCCCCGCCGGCGACGGAGCCGGUCCCCAAGCCGCUGGAGUCGGAGGCGGAUGCAAGUGAGUUCGAUGUCAGAACUAAAGGUGCAGAAGACAGCGUCGAGGCGCCACCAGCGGAGGAGAGCGUCGCGCGCCGCGGGCCGCCCGGCGCCGACGGGGACAAGGCGCCCGGGCCGAUGAAGAGGCUCGACAAGCAGCAAGAGCGAAGCGUAUUCGACGAGAUUUCUAGGAAAACGGCAAAGCUCCUCAACCUCGACAGAGGAAAAGACGAGGACUCGAAGACCAUGUCAGACAAAAGGUCGGAGCCCGACGACGCGAAGGAGAAGAAAACGACUCUCACGCAAAAGCUGAGCCGAAUACCGAGCCUGAUCCGGCGGGCCGGGUCGCGCUCCGAGGUCAAGGCCGAGGCGGAGGGCGCCGAAGUCCGAGACGCCCCACGUCCCGCCCAGCUGACGUUGCCGGGCAGCGCCGUGGAGAACCAGCCGCCGCGUCCGAUCAACCCGGACCUGCUACGGGACGCGUUCAGUCACUACCCGAGCUCGGAGCAGGCGCCGCCGGCCAGCCCGGGCAGCCCAACCAGUCCGCGGCCCAGCUCCCGACGCGUGUCACUCAAGUUCUUUGAGGAGCGCGACAAGACCGAGUGCGGCUCGCCGACGCUCAAGGAGCCGCCGCGCGAGCUGAAUAUCGUGCGGCGCGGCAGCAGCGUGCGCUCGGUGGUCAACAAGCUGCAGCAGAGCGCGUCCGGCGAGGGCCAGGCCGCCGCCGCCGCUGCGCCCGAACCCCAGGUGUUCCGCAACAUCGCCGGCCAGAUCAUCCACCUGGCGCCGGGCGGCGGCGAGGUGUCGCGCGCCCGCUCGCCGCGCCGCCGCAGCGCCAGUCGCGAGCGCCAGCCGAGCCGGUGUCGCUCCUCCAGCCGGGAGGCAGGCGCCGCGCCCGACCAGCCCACCAAGCGGCGGCCGCAGCUGGCGCGGCUCUGCCUGGACGGCGCCGUCGCCAGCAGCGAGGAGGAGCUGCAGAACGGGCCGACGGUGAACGGCGCCGCGGAGACGCGCCACCACAACGGCGAUGGCGGCCGGCGGCCCGAGCCGCGCGCGCCCGGGCCGGCCGACCCGGCGCCCGCCGAGAACGGCGUUGGCGCCGAGGCGAGGCGGCGCCGGCUCGGCCAGCCGCUCAGCGCCGACGCGGACGCCGCCUCGGAGACAACCGACACCGGCUCCGAGGUGAACGCCGCCGACGACGAGGAGGACUCGGUCAGCGACCGCAUCCUGCGCAAGAGCUACUUCCCGCGCUUCAACGACCGGCGCCGCGACCGGUCGUCGAGUCGUGAGGUGCUCAGCCUCAUCUACGACGAGCCGCCGGGCGAGCCGCGGCGCGCCGGCCGCCGCGAGCGCCGCGAGCGCGACGCCUCGCACGGCCGCUCGCUGCUCGCCGCCGAUGGCACCGGCCGGCUGCGCUCGAGCAGCCGUGACCCGUCGGAGGCGUGCGCCGACGUCAGCCGCCACAGCAGCACCCUGCCCCGCCGUCUGAAGCUGUCUGGCAGUGGCGGCGGCGGCGGCUCGCCGGCCGACGAGCCCGCCGACGCGGUCGGCUCCAAGGAGACGCUCUCCUCCAGCAACGUCAGCCUGCGCUCGUCGCGCGAGUCGCUGCCGUCCGACCCGGCCGGCGAGCCGCGGCCAGCGCGGCUCUCCAGCAUCGAGGAGGGCCGACGGCGGCGCACCGGCGACGCGCCGUACUUCCGCGCCGCCACCGCCCACGUGCCGAGCACGGCCGACUUCUACCGGCGGCACACGACGGCGCUGGGCCCGGCCGCUGCCGAGGCGGUCGCCGAGCGGCGCGCUUCCUCCCGGCUCUCCGUGCUCGGGGACCAGAUCAAGCGGAACCUCGAUUCGGUGACCAGCAACAUCGAGAGCCUGAAGGAGGCUCGUAAGGCCCGUCACUCGACCGGCUCCACCAGCCAGCCGGCUCAGUCGCGCAGAUACCCGAGCGGCACCCGGCCUGCCGGUCCUGCGGCCCGGGUACGUGCGCCGAGUGACCAGCCCACUAACGCUCCGCCCUCUGUCUGACCUUGCAGGGGAGAUAACCGCUGACUGGCGC
This is a messenger RNA of Pollicipes pollicipes, 8363 nucleotides long. Its product is annotated as serine/arginine repetitive matrix protein 2. The record is from RefSeq and is a predicted model, not a curated record. The transcript is spliced from 15 exons. NCBI's taxonomy places the organism in Eukaryota, Metazoa, Arthropoda, Thecostraca, Pollicipedomorpha, Pollicipedidae. Gene Ontology annotation, cellular component: cytoplasm. Gene Ontology annotation, molecular function: ATP binding; tau-protein kinase activity. Gene Ontology annotation, biological process: protein phosphorylation; intracellular signal transduction; microtubule cytoskeleton organization. The coding region runs from base 251 to 8332 and encodes 2693 amino acids.